Tilletiaria anomala UBC 951 is the source of this 2160-nucleotide messenger RNA. Its product is annotated as TLD-domain-containing protein. The record is from RefSeq and is a predicted model, not a curated record. Bases 111 to 2084 code for a protein of 657 amino acids. The transcript is spliced from 2 exons. Gene Ontology annotation, biological process: response to oxidative stress. Lineage: Eukaryota; Fungi; Basidiomycota; Exobasidiomycetes; Georgefischeriales; Tilletiariaceae. Gene Ontology annotation, cellular component: nucleus.
GACGCAGGUGCCUUUGUUCGCAUAUGGGCAAGUGAUCGUGUAUGCUAAAUGGAGUGGCAUCGUCGCAGGCGCAUGGACGAGUAAGCGGCGCAAGGUAUAGGAUGCUCAACAUGGAUCCGACAGGCCACAACGCCAAAGCCCAGCCUUUACCUAAAAGUUUGGCGGCCCAUACAUGGCAGCCUUCAGAUGAAUUCGGGAACUUCGAAGGCGCGCAAAUGGUUGCCGUCUCCCCCAACUUCGACGAAGCAGGACCCAUCGGACAGACCGUCGCGCAGCAUCCGCAGCCCCCACCGUCCGCUGAUGAUUGGACCGAUGGAGACGUCGUGGCGUCGUUCUCACCAAUUCAGACUCGAUUUCCAGCACCGCCGAGCGGACAGCCGAUUGAAACGAGCGCUCAAGAUGAGGCAUUCUUUCGCGCGCUGGAACAAGAUGCAAGGGAAAAAGCCGCUCGAGUCCCGUCCCCACCGAUGAUCGACCUCAGAGACGUCGAGCGCAAGCUCAGCCUAACGGAGUCCAAAAGCGAAGCCAUUGAAAAUGAAUUCUCCAGAUCCCAUCGAGCUGACUCGAGCGCAGAUGAAAGGUUUUUUGCGGCUUUUGAGAUAGAUGCGCAGCCGAGCGGAGCCGGGAAACCAGCGGGGCUUUCAGGUACAGCGCUGGAGCACAUGACAGAGGCGCAGGCAACACCAAUGGAUCUGAAGGCGAAAGAGUCGCAAGGGUGGUUAGACUAUCUAACUGGCGACGAAGAUUCGCAAGCCAAGUCGCCUCAGAGCGCGGGGUCCAGCAGCUGGUCCGAAACGGCUGGGCAUUUUGCGGGCGGACUGAAGAAGACACUCGGUACACUGCGACAUCGUGCGGGAGACGUCAUGAGCCACCUUCCAAGCGCUUCAGACUUUCUGGUGCCUCCCGAUGAUGAGGAGUUCCACGACUUCCAAGCGGCUAUGUUGCCCAAGCAUGUACAGCGAACCAUUCCACCCGACCCACGCGGCCAAAAGACGCCCGAGCAGUCAGCUAACCCCCUUGUCCAGAACGAGGGCGCGCGGCGAAUUAGUCAACCUGACAGUACACCGACAAAGUCACAUUCAGCCUCGAACAGCUCGCUCUCCCCAUCGUUCGGAGGUGGGACCGGUAGCUGGCACGCCAAUGGCUCGGACAGUAGCUCUGCACCGCACCAUUAUCCACCACCGCGAGCAGGCUCACUUCCCAUCUCAGGCGCGCCUGGAUUUGAUGCAUAUCUCUCCGCAACUGACCAGCAAUGGAACACUGGUCAUUGGAAGAUGGAGGAGAAGGAGAAGCACCGCAAGUACAUCCCUGUCAGUCUGACGGGACGCCGUGAAGAGACUUCGGAGGUCAUUGAGCAAUGGCAUGCGGCGCGGAUCCAGGCGGCACUGCCUCCACGGCUACAGCUCGGCAAGACAUGGAGGCUGGUCUACUCGCUUGAUCAGCACGGCAUCAGCCUGGGCACCCUCUAUCAUAACGUGGCAAAAGCACUGGACCCAACCUUAGCGAAGAAAUCUGUAGCGGGGCUUCAGGACGCCGAGGGCUGGCUACGUGGUGCUAGCGCUGAAACGCAAGGUGCACUCGGCGUCGGCAGCGGUGGUGGCAGAGUCAAGCAUGUGGGCGGUGGCCUGGCCCUAUCAGAUGCAGGUCUUGUGAUCGGAAUUCGUGAUGCAGAGGACAACGUUUUUGGCGCUUUCGUCAACGAGCGUCUUCGCCCUCAACCGCACUACUAUGGCAGUGGCGAGUGCUUCUUGUGGAAGACUACAUGCGAAAAUUCGCCGCAAGCUCCUGAUGUUGAUACAAAGAGCGACUCGUCCGAUGCGCACAAGCGACUGAAAGUCUACAAGUGGACCGGCCGCAAUGAAUACAUGAUCUUCACGGAAGCGCAUUUCCUCUCGGUUGGAGGUGGCGAGGGUCGCUUUGGCCUUUGGAUCGACGAUGCGCUUGAAAACGGCGUUUCGUCGCGUUGUCCUGCAUUCGACAACGACAUUCUUUGCGACGGCAGCUCUGCAACAACCUCGGUCGAUGCGAAAGAGGGCAGAUUUGAAUGUCUCGGUUUGGAGGUAUGGGCUGUCGGCACAGAUUGAUGAAAUUGCAUUGUAUUGGGUGCCGCAUUUCAUGCAUUGUACAACAGAAAACGUCCAUACUUGAUUUCCAGUUCAA